AUGUUCAAUAGGCGAGACAGGGCAUCGAGAGACCUUUCGUCCUCAUCUUCGAGCUUGUACGAAGCGUUCGGCAGCAAGGAAGAGGACGAGGAUCUUUCCUUGGUCAGGUCGUACCUGCAGCACGGCCAACGCGCCUCCAUCUCGUCCGAAGGCGCCUGGGAGCGGGAGCACAAGGAGAACAAUGACGAGCGGCAGCGGCGGCGCAGCGUGGCCCUCGAGCCGGGUUUCGCGCCCGCCUCCAUCUUCUCCUCGAGCAACAUCAGGCACGGUUCAUCCCCACCGAACUCGACCCGGCUGGAGGGGAUGCGCGACGACGUGGGCGGCUCUUCGGGUCCCGCGCAGCCGCUGCGCGUGUCCCAGUUGAUCGGCCACGACCAGGCGGGAGGUCCCGACCUGCGUGCCUCGGCGAUCAACGAGCAGGUGCAGUCGUUCCAGCAGAUCCUGGAGCAGGGACAACAGUCGCGCCUCACCCCGGCGCAGACCAACGUCAUCAGCAUCCACCUGGGCAACUUCGGUCAAAUGAUUUCCAAGCUCGAGCUGCUCAUCGACCAGCACAUCGACGAACCCGAGCGCUUGGGCACAUUGCUGAUGCUCCACGAGAGCAUCACCGACGCCAUCAAGGCCUACGAGGCCACCAUCGUCGCUCAGUACUCCGAUCCUGCGCAGGACGAAUUCGCGGGUUUCAGUUUUGACUACCACGCGUGGGAGGAGGACCAGCAACGGCAGCAGCACGAGGACACCAAGGAGGAGUCCGAAGAGGAGGACGAUCUGGACGAGGAGGACGAUGAAGACCACGAGGGCAAGGAGGAGAAGGAGUGCCUCAUUUGCAUGGACGACUUCUGGUGGCCGGGCAAGCGUGGAUACCAGCUGAAGUGUGGGUGUCUCUACUGCAAGGCCUGCCUCAGAGGCAACUACGACGUGCUGAUCAACGACGGCAAAGUGCUCAAACUGACUUGCCCCAACCCCACCUGCGCUGCUGCUGUGGAGGAGGACGAUCUCAAGAACAUCCUCACCAACAAGCAGUUCGUGAGGUACCAGCAGUUCUACCUGCUGGCCUCCCUCCGCAACGAUCCCACCGUGCGCUGGUGCCCCAAGAUUGGCUGUGAGACGGCAGCGCAUGGCUCAGAAGAAGAUUGCCACAUGAAGUGUUCAUCGUGCUCGACCGAGUUCUGUUGGAAGUGCAACUUGGAGUGGCACGAGGGAAUCACCUGCGAGCGAGCUAGACGCCAAGCGCAAAAGGGCAAGAAGAAGAUGACCCGUGCGGAGAGGAAGGCCGAGCGGUAUAUCAAGAAGAAAGCUCGACCCUGCCCGAAGUGCAAAACGCCCAUCCAGAAGAACGACGGGUGCAACCACAUGACGUGCCAGGGCUGUCGCUAUCAAUUCUGCUGGAUCUGUAUGGGCGAGUUCCAGAGCUACGACCACUUCUCGACUGGCAAGUGCAAGGGCCUCCAGAACUGGUCCUCCCACUGGACCAAGUACGGCGCCUACGCCGGCAUCGGCGUCGGAGUGGCCGCCGGCGUGGUCGUGGUCACGCCCAUCGUUAUCGGCCUGGGCAUCCCCGCGCUGGCCAUCGGUCUCCCGAUCUACGGCGCCUACAAGCUGGCCUCCUAA
Messenger RNA from Acanthamoeba castellanii str. Neff, 1611 nucleotides. RefSeq names its product IBR domain containing protein. Gene Ontology annotation, molecular function: ubiquitin protein ligase activity; zinc ion binding; ubiquitin conjugating enzyme binding. The transcript is spliced from 16 exons. The record is from RefSeq and is a predicted model, not a curated record. Gene Ontology annotation, biological process: protein polyubiquitination; ubiquitin-dependent protein catabolic process; positive regulation of proteasomal ubiquitin-dependent protein catabolic process. Lineage: Eukaryota; Discosea; Longamoebia; Acanthamoebidae. The coding region runs from base 1 to 1611 and encodes 536 amino acids. Gene Ontology annotation, cellular component: ubiquitin ligase complex; cytoplasm.